AUGGAGGACGGGGAGGCGGAGGAGGCGCAGCGGGACGCGAUCACGGCGAGGAUGCGGGCCCAGGACUACGCGGGCGCGAGGGCGCUGCUGCUGCGGACGCUGCAGACGAACCCCAGGCUGGAGGGCGCCCUGGAAAUGCUCCCGGUGCUCGAGGUCCUCUGCUGCGCCGCCGGCAGCGCGGCCAGCGGCCGUGGGGGUGUGGACUGGUACAGGGUCCUCCAGGUGCUUCCCGGGGAUGACGCGGCCAGGAUCGAGGCGCGGUACAAGAGCAUCGUGGCCCAGGUGGAGCCGGCCAUGGGGGCUCUGCCCGGCGCCGAAUUGGCCCUCAAGCUCGUGGACGAGGCGUACACGGUGCUCUCUGAUCCCGAGAAGCGAGAGGGGUUCGAUUCAAGCAACGUUUUCAGUCGGUUCGUCCGGUCUGGUGUUGUUGAUGCGCCAGCGCACGGUGGUACACUCGUCCGUACUGACAGGGUGAACAGUCUCCACACAAAGGAGAUUAGGGCGGCAGAUGGUACUAGCAAUGCAGCCUCACAUAUCAACCGCGCCGCGGACAGGCCAUACUUUGAUGGAAGGGGUCCCCUUCUUUCAAAUGUGGCAAGUUCUUCCGGGACUAAGAGGAUGGAUCCUUGCUUUCUUGGUGAUGACAGCGAGUUGCAGUCACCUGACGGCACUCAUGUUGACAAGAGGCAAAAGAGUGUCUGUGAAAAGGAUGUUUAUUGCAUGUCGCCCUCACAGGAAGAUUGGAAUGCCUGCUUUGAUGAUCCAUCACCUGCCAUGGAAGAAGAUUUGGAUGCCUGCUUUGAUGAUCCAUAUGGCGUUAAAGAAGAUGAUCUCUGCAGUAGUAAGCAGUAUGAAUACCAUAACUUUGAGGAAGAUAGAGCGAUCGAGAAUUUUGCUGCUGGCCAGGUUUGGGCAGCAUAUGACUGGGAGAGGUUUCCUCGUAGAUAUGCACUGAUUGUUAAAGUACUGACGGAUAAGAUGCAGUUAUAUGUCUCAUGGUUCAAGCCCUGUCCGCAAACUCCUGAAGAGAAAAAAUGGUCCCAUGCAGGCUUGCCAUUGAUUUGUGGAACUUUCAUUGCAGAAGAACACUGUAUCUCAUUAACAUGUUCAACUAUGUUCUGUCACCAAAUUUUCAGCGACAACCUGAAUCAACAUCUUGAAGUGCAUCCCCAGGAAGGUGAGGUAUGGGCCAUUUAUAGUAAUUGGGAUAUUGGGUGGUACACUGAUCCUAGGAUGUGGAAGAAUAGUGCCUUCUCUAUUGUUGAAAUUCUUACCAGUUAUUCUAGUGAAUCAGGAUGCACUGUUGCACAUUUGGUAAAGGUAGAUGGGAAUGGAAGUGUUUUCCAGAGGCACUUCAAGACUGGAACAGAGCACUUGUUACACAUACACAGGGACAAUCUGAUCAUGUUCUCUCACAGGAUCCCUUCUUUCAGAUUUACUCCUGAGGCCGGAACUAUGUUCGAGCUGGAACAUUCCGCGGUACCAGAAAAUAUUCACCAAGAAAAUACAUCAGCGUGUGUUUCUCAUUUUUCUGAGCUUUCAGGUUUGCAUGAUGACACAAAUGGCUUCCCUGAAACUACUGUUGCAAAAUUCUCAAAUCCUUCAUCAACAAGCAAAAUGGAAGCAGGUUCCCCAAUGCAAGCCAUGAUGAGCUACAAUACCAAGUGGGCCCCCAAGGAUUUUCUAGAGGGUCAAAUAUGGGCUGUGUUUGAUUCUCGGGACAGGAUGCCUAGGUCUUAUGUCAGGAUUAUCCAUGUGGUUUCAUAUACUUCAGUUUUUGUUUUGAAGUUGGAACCUCACCCUAUGCUUAAUGAAGAGAUACAGUGGGUUGAAGAUGGUCUACCAGUUGCUUCUGGGGUAUUUCGCGCUGGUACUGAAACUACUUACAAGGAUAUCUGGGAAUUCUCACACCCUGUAGAGUGUGACUGGAGUGCAAAAAGGUCUUUUUACCGAAUUUUCCCCCAAAAAGGGGAAAUAUGGGCAAUGCUAAAAAAUUGGAAGAUCACCUUGAAUAGCACUGACAUUGACAAAUGUGAACCUCGCAUGGUUGAGAUCCUCUCAGACUACUCUGAUGAAAAUGGAGUAAAUGUGUGCAGCUUGGCUCGGGUAAAAAGUUGCUUUACCAUUUUUCAUAGGGUAGUAAUGGAAGAUUUCCAUUUGACAAGGUGGAUUCCAAGGUCUGAAAUGCUCAGCUUUUCCCAUCGUGUUCCUGCUUUUGUGAUUGUUGAUAUCAAAGAUCAUGAUAUACCAAAAGGGUCAUGGCAUCUGGAACCAAGUGCCCUUCCUACAAGGAUCAUACAUUAA
Miscanthus lutarioriparius is the source of this 2304-nucleotide messenger RNA. Lineage: Eukaryota; Viridiplantae; Streptophyta; Magnoliopsida; Poales; Poaceae. The record is from the annotation of a GenBank genome assembly.